AUAAGUCUGCCAUUUAGUACAGCAUUUGGUGCUGAUACAGAGGGUUCCCAAUGGAUUGUGGGUUACCUUUUAGAAAAAGUGAUCAGUAACCUGGCAGUGUGGAGUUCAGAGCAGGACCUUGCAAAUGAUACUGUACAACUGCUAGUAACAUUAGUGGAAAGGAGAGAGCGGGCAAACUUAGUUAUUCAGUGUGAAAACUGGUGGAAUUUAGCUAAACAAUUUGCAAGGCGAAGUCCUCCUCUUCACUAUUUGUCCAGCUCUGUUCAAAGAACACUAAUGAAAGCUUUAGUUUUAGGAGGCUUUGCUCAUAUGGACACAGAAACAAAACAACAGUACUGGACAGAGGUUCUUCAGCCACUUCAGCAGCGGUUCUUGAAUGUGAUAAACCAAGAAAACUUUCAGCAGAUCUGUCAAGAGGAGGAAGUGAAGCAGGAAAUCACAGCUACAUUGGAAGCACUCUGUGGCAUUGCUGAGGCUACCCAGAUUGAUAAUGUAGCAAUUCUCUUUAAUUUCCUAAUGGACUUCCUUAAUAAUUGCAUUGGCUUAAUGGAAGUAUACAAAAACACCCCAGAGACUGUUAAUCUCAUAAUAGAAGUCUUUGUUGAAGUUGCACAUAAGCAAAUUUGCUAUCUUGGAGAGGCCAAAGCCAUGAACUUGUAUGAGGCCUGCCUAACUCUACUUCAGGUAUAUUCCAAGAAUAAUCUAGGUCGACAACGGAUAGAUGUUACAGCAGAAGAAGACCAGUACCAGGAUCUCCUUCUUAUCAUGGAGCUUCUAACUAAUCUUCUGUCAAAAGAAUUCAUAGAUUUCAGUGAUACAGAUGAAGUAUUUAGAGGACAUGAGCCUGGGCAAGCCACAAAUAGAUCUGUAUCAGCAGCAGAUGUUGUCUUAUAUGGUGUUAAUCUAGUCCUGCCUCUAAUGUCCCAAGAUCUGUUGAAGUUUCCAUCCCUGUGUAAUCAAUAUUACAAAUUAAUCACUUUCAUCUGUGAGAUAUUCCCUGAGAAAAUUCCACAGCUUCCAGAGGACCUCUUUAAGAGCCUAAUGUACUCACUGGAGUUAGGGAUGUCAUCAAUGAGCUCUGAGGUUUGCCAGCUCUGCCUGGAGGCUGUAACACCAUUAGCAGAGCAGUGUGCAAAAGCACAAGAAACAGAUUCAACCCUCUUUCUAGCAACAAGGCACUUUCUUAAGAUGGUCUUUGAUAUGCUGGUACUUCAGAAGCACAAUACAGAAAUGACAACUGCAGCAGGUGAAGCGUUCUACACAUUAGUGUGUUUGCAUCAGGCUGAAUAUUCAGAGCUAGUUGAAACUUUGCUAUCAACUCAACAAGAUCCAGUAAUUUACCAGCGAUUAGCAGAUGCCUUCAACAAGCUUACUGCAAGCAGCACUCCUCCCACACUGGACCGUAAGCAGAAGAUGGCCUUCUUAAAGAGUUUAGAAGAAUUUAUGGCAAAUGUUGGUGGACUUCUCUGUGUAAAAUAAACAACAAAACUCUAUGCCUACUUUAGACCCUUUCUGCAAAAUGCACUGAGAAAUGCUGAAUGCUGACUAAAUCUUGUACCUGUCUCUGGGUUCUUUGCAGCCAUCUCAGAUUUUAGAGAGCCUGGAAGUUUGAACAUAACACAGUGGAAUAGGAGAGGUCAACUUUGAAUCAGCUUCUGCUAUUAUGUGUUAGCUGCAAUCUGUCAUACUUGUGUGUGAAAAGAAUGGACAGAAAAUCUGACUUUAAAUUCUUUCCAUAUACGUGCAAACAGAUAUGGGCACAAUGAAAAAUAAAUUUGGUGCCUUUUCCCCUUCACUGGUUUAAAAUGAGUAGCUGGAUAAACAUACAGGUUUUUUUUCCUACCCAAAACCAUGUUAGAGUGCGAUGCAGACACAUACAGAGCUCUGAAUAGUUUAGCUGAUUUUAAGCUUUAUUUUUUCCUCUCUGGAGUUUGAGUUUGUGUUCCAAUGG
This is a messenger RNA of Tinamus guttatus (white-throated tinamou), 1951 nucleotides long. Lineage: Eukaryota; Metazoa; Chordata; Aves; Tinamiformes; Tinamidae. The record is from RefSeq and is a predicted model, not a curated record.